UUGCUGCUAUCGGUUUAUCGCUCUAUUUUUAUAUUGUUAUUUUCCUUAUAUUAUGUAUCCUGUUUGUACAAGUCUUUAAAUAUAAUGCUGAUUUAUUAAUUGCUAGACAUGCCGUACAUCGUUCGACGCCAUGGCCAAUCGUCAUCGCCUGUCGUCCGACCUAUCAGAGAACGUCAUUACUAGCUUCAGUACCAGUUCCGGUUUAACCGCAGUCAACAACAAUCCGUUUAGCCAAUCAUCGUAGCUGCUGCAAAUCUCGACCAAUCAGUCCACUCGAACUCGAGGAAGUACUUCCUUCUGUUCUUCCCUGAUAGCGUAGCGCUCGUUGUUCCUCCGUGAAAAGACGGUCAUACAUUCGUUUUGUACUUCUAAAACAACGGAAUUUCACACUUUUUUGCCGGUUUUGUCGAAGAAGCAGGCAUGAUUGAGCCCAAGAAGAGAAUGGCGGACAUGGCGGUUGUGCCCGCCUCCGUCAUGAAGAGACCCCGGACGGAGCUGGUGGCGGCGGCCCAGUCUCAGCAGCUCAUGGCCGGGGGGCCCCCAAGGACCUCCAGCCUGCAGGCCCCCAUCAUGCUGAUGUCGGGCCACGAGGGCGAGGUCUACUGCUGCAGGUUUCACCCCAACGGAGCCACCCUGGCCUCGUCCGGCUUUGAUAGGCUCAUUUUGAUGUGGAACGUGUACGGCGACUGCGACAACUUUGCCACGCUGAAGGGUCACAGUGGGGCCGUGAUGGAGCUGCACUACAACACAGAUGGAAGCCUGCUGUUGUCUGCGAGCACGGACAAGACGGUGGGCGUGUGGGACAGCGAGACGGGCGAGCGGGUCAAGCGUCUGAAGGGCCACACCUCCUUCGUCAACACCUGCUACCCGGCCCGCAGGGGACCCCAGCUCGUGUGCACCGGUAGCGACGACGGGACCGUCAAGCUGUGGGACGUGCGCAAGAAAGGCGCCGUCCACACCUUCCAGAACACCUACCAGGUGCUGGCCGUCACCUUCAACGACACCAGCGACCAGAUUCUGUCCGGAGGCAUCGACAACGACAUCAAGGUGUGGGACCUGAGGCAGAACAAGCUGAUGUACAACAUGCACGGGCACGGCGACUCCGUCACCGGACUCAGUCUCAGCUCGGAGGGAUCCUACCUGCUCUCCAACUCCAUGGACAACACUGUGCGUAUUUGGGACGUUCGACCUUUCGCGCCCAAGGAAAGAUGUGUGAAGAUUUUCCAGGGCAACGUACACAACUUUGAAAAGAAUCUGCUGAGGUGCUCGUGGUCCACUGACGGCAGCAAAAUAGCUGCGGGAUCAGCUGACAGAUUUGUCUACAUUUGGGACACCACGUCCCGCCGCAUCCUCUACAAGCUGCCGGGCCACGCCGGCUCGGUCAACGAGGUCGUCUUUCACCCCGAGGAGCCCGUCGUGCUCUCUGCUGGCAGUGAUAAACGACUCUACAUGGGGGAGAUUCAGUAGGAAAAAACAUGUGCAUGUUGUAAGCUUAUGAGUGUGUAAGGACAUCAACAAAGACUUUUUUUUAAUUCCUUUUUUUUUUUUUUUUGGUUCUUUUUAAUAAAAAUCACGUAUUCUGUAAAGAAAACAUGUCUUUUUUUUUUUUUGUCGGAUGAUGCUUUGCUAAAAACCCCAAACUAACUUGAAAACGGUUCCCAGAUGUUUGUUACCUUGAUGCUGAUGUCGGGUAUUUCUGUGUUAAAGAUGAGAUGAGAAAUAAUGAGUUCAAACUGUAACGGUAUCAAUUGUGAAAUUCCCCCCAACCAUUGAAUGAAGAUUUCUGUUUGUAUUCAAGCUUGGAGGUGUGAUGUUUACUAAAGUCAAUCCGGAUGUGAUCCAGUUUGAAAUAAAUUGUCUAUAAUGUG
Molecule: messenger RNA, 1868 nt
Organism: Phyllopteryx taeniolatus (common seadragon)
Lineage: Eukaryota; Metazoa; Chordata; Actinopteri; Syngnathiformes; Syngnathidae
Gene: snrnp40
Product: small nuclear ribonucleoprotein 40 (U5)
Exons: 10
Coding region: 421-1467 (348 amino acids)
Cellular component (GO): catalytic step 2 spliceosome
Molecular function (GO): protein binding; RNA binding
Source: RefSeq, a predicted model, not a curated record